GAGAAGCUCCUCCUGGGUUCAGACCAUGGCUGUCCUGUUACUGGUGCUGCUACUGUGCCUCCCCAUCUUUCUCCUGGGACUCCUUGUCUGGACCAUCUGUAAGCAUUUCCUCACCACAGAUGUCCCCUCUACCUUGGAACAUCCUGUCAAGUUCAGAAUUCUGGAUUGCGUGUUUAUAUAUGUGAUCACUUUGGGGAUUGUACUAGAGAAGUUGAAGAUUUGCUCCAUGCCCACCUUUGCUCGCUUUGUACAAGACAGAAUGUUCAGAAAGAAGAAGGACCCUAAAGUGGUAGUGACUGACCUUCGCUAUGGGACAAUCUCUGUGAGGCUCUUCCAGCCCAAGGCAACAUCCAGUUGCUCCCAGGGAGGCAUCAUAUUCUACCAUGGAGGAGCUGGGAUAAUAGGCAGCCUAGGUACCGAAAGCUUCCUGGCCACCAUUACCCUGACAUUACCAUGGACUGUCUACACACCACCAUUCACUUCCUGAAGAGACUGAAAACCUAUGGUGUCGACCCUUGCCGGGUUGUGGUCUGUGGGGAAAGCCUUGGAGGAGGAGUUGUGGCCCAGGUCACUCAAGCCUUAGUGGGAUGCACAGAUCUUCCCAAGAUCCGGGCUCAGAUCCUGAUUUAUCCAGUUGUCCAGUGCAUCAAUUUCCAGUUGCCAUCCACUCAACAGAAGCAAAAUAUUCCAUUCCUCACCCGAGACUUUAUGAUGCUGUGCAUUUGUAAAUAUAUGGCCAUUGACCUCUCUUGGAAAGAUGCCAUACUGGAUGGUGCUUAUAUCCCCCCAGAAACCUGGAUGAAGUACAGGAAAUGGCUGAGUGCUGACAACAUCCCCAUGAGAUUUAAGAACAAAUACCAGGAACCCCAGUUUCCUGGGCCUUUUAAUGAGGCUGCCUAUCUGGAAACCAAACAUCUGUUAGAUGUGGAAAAUUCUCCCCUCUUAGCUGAUGAUGAAACCAUUGCUCAACUCCCUGAAGCCUUCCUGGUGAGCUGUGAGAAUGACAUCCUCCGUGACCACACCUUGCUCUACAAGAAACGCUUGGAAGAUCAGGGAGUACCAGUGAUUUGGUACCAUGUGGAGGAUGGUUUUCAUGGAUGCAUAACUUUAUUUGAUAGGCAGUCUUUCUCUUUCUCAUGCUCCCUGAAAAUUGUAAAUGCUGUAGUCAGUUACAUAAAAGGCUUAUGAAAGUAACACUGGGAGCUUGAGUAAAGUGUGGUCAGGAUACUUCUGCAGCAGCUAGGGAUUCUGCUGAGUUCUACUUUAUUUCAGGAAAAGAUGCUAAUCUAUUAUGACCCAGUUAAGGAGGAUAAGAUGGAGUGAAGACCUUUUAGACUUUAUUUUCAAGAAAAUACAACUGUGUUUCCUUCCUAUACUACCAGUGUUCAGUCUUGCAUUUAACAACGUUCUCUAACAUUUAGAAAUAAAUAUCAAGGGAGGAGAAAAUGGUUUUAAAAUUUUCUUGGCACCUUAAACCAUAAAGUCUCUGCAGAAUUAAUGCCAAAAA
Molecule: messenger RNA, 1507 nt
Organism: Chinchilla lanigera (long-tailed chinchilla)
Lineage: Eukaryota; Metazoa; Chordata; Mammalia; Rodentia; Chinchillidae
Product: arylacetamide deacetylase-like 4
Molecular function (GO): hydrolase activity
Source: RefSeq, a predicted model, not a curated record